Molecule: messenger RNA, 810 nt
Organism: Adineta ricciae
Lineage: Eukaryota; Metazoa; Rotifera; Eurotatoria; Adinetida; Adinetidae
Source: the annotation of a GenBank genome assembly
AUGAAAAUUGUCACUACCCUUGUAUGUGUUCUCUUCGGAGUGCUCAACGUAUACGUUGCAGCUCAAUGUGGUGAUCGUCCAAUUAAACCUAACAGCGACAAAGUCGUCGGUGGUAACGUCGCUACUCGUGGUGAUUGGGGAUGGUCUUGUUCCAUGCGUUACAACGGUCGUCAUAUCUGUGGUGGAUCAUUGAUCAACCUCAGAUGGGUCAUCACUGCUGCUCACUGCGUAAGUUCAUUAGUCGCCGCAAACUAUCAAUGGAACUGUGGUAGCCACGAAUUAAACAAAAACGAAACCUACACCCAACAUAUCAAAUCAAUCACUGUUAUCAAACAUCCAAGCUACAACAGCCGAUUGAUUCAAAAUGAUAUCGCUCUCUUCGAACUCGAAAAAGACAUCGUUCCUGACAAUUACAACAUGCCUGUUUGCUAUCCAGCUGCAACUGAUACAUAUGAAGGUAAAGAAAGUUGGGCUACUGGCUGGGGUUCAACAUACUCUGGUGGCAGUGUUUCAAACAUUCAUAUGGAAGUUGCCAUGCCAAUCUUAACCGAUGCUGCAUGCAAAUCAAAAUUCGGUGGAACCAACAAUAUGUUAAAUCCCGCAACACAAAUCUGUGCUGGUGAUACUGGAAAAGGUAAAGAUACAUGCCAAGGUGACUCCGGUGGUCCAUUGGUUGUUAAACAUGCUAAUGGUAAAUGGUACAUUGUUGGUUUAACUUCAUGGGGUUAUGGUUGUGGUGAUGGUGGUGUGUACACUCGUACUUCAGCUUUCCGUGACUGGGUUUUAGGAUACGUUAAAACCCUCCCAUAA